Drosophila willistoni is the source of this 1704-nucleotide messenger RNA. RefSeq names its product smoothelin-like protein 1 (gene Actn3). The record is from RefSeq and is a predicted model, not a curated record. Lineage: Eukaryota; Metazoa; Arthropoda; Insecta; Diptera; Drosophilidae. The transcript is spliced from 2 exons. Bases 25 to 1641 code for a protein of 538 amino acids. Gene Ontology annotation, molecular function: protein binding.
UGUACGUUUAUUUUAAAUACAAAAAUGUCAGUUUUUUACGAACAACUAUUCGAAAUACAGAAACUCCUUUGGUUUUUGCGGGCUUAUCCCAACAGUAGUCCAAGGGAGCCAAUCUAUGCAGAUUGGGAGUCAAAAUACAGGGACAAUGAAGAUGAUUCUGUGGCUUUGUGUUGUAUACGAAAAAUAAUGCUCCUCAUGAGACUGAUAUCUGCAGAUCUUUACAAGGAAAAUAACCAUAGGAACGACAAACAACAGGUUUCCGAAGCAAUAAUGAGAUGCUAUCAGGAGAUUGGAACCUUAUUUCAAUUCAAUGAAAAUGAACUGAGCGAAGUGAAUAAUUUAUUGAAACUAGAGAAAAUAUUCAAUGAAGUGUCCAAAUGCAUCACAGAGAAGCUUAUUGUAGCUGAAGAUUCAACAAAUGUUCCAUAUGCGUUUUCGCUUGAAACUAAUUGUUAUGACUUAAAUGUGAAACCUAUCCAGAAAUCUAGACUAUGCUGCUUGGUGUCUCUGAAGGGCAGAUCUCGGCGAUCAGUUAGAGCGAUCACUAAUAACAGAAAAUUGUAUAAAAAGUUAACAAAACAAAAUUUGCAGCUAGCCAGGAAACUGGAAGAGGUGAAACUACAAAGAGAUUUGGAAUUAAUAAGCCACAAACUGACGAUUCUUAAGGAAAAGACUCUAGUCAGUCAGACUAUGAUGGCCAAGCAAAAGAUUGAAGAAACUAACAGGGAUCUAAACGAUACAGUAGCUAAUUUACAAAUAGAAAACCUUCAGUUGAAACAUGUCAACAAUCGCAAAUGUAUUUGGAAUGAAAAAGCUUAUAGCGAUAAUAGAGAUCCCAGUAAAACUGCAGAAGUAAAACCGAAAGAGUUGCAAAAUGUUAAACCUUUCGAAGGGACCUUUGAAGAAACGCAAGCAUUACAUACUGAGGCAACUUCUGAGAUAGUGGUAGAAACUGACGUUGUUAAAUAUCCCAAAAACAACGUACAAGAGUCACCAGAAAUCAAUGGUCCUAAAUUAAAAUGUUAUCGCAAAAGGCGUUCUUCCAAAAUACUUAUUGGUAAGAGACACAUGAAACAAUUUGUCAAUUGUUUUAUGCAAGUUCUGUCCGAGCCGAAUGAAAGCAUUUUUCCCAAAUGCUUCUUCGAGCAGCCGAAACCGUGUGUCGCCCCAAAAGCCAAGGAAAAAAAUGGUAAUCUACCUGAUCUGAAGAAAACAAUCUCGAAAAGCAUUUUAGCCAUUUUGAAGGAAGAAGCAAAUCGCAAUGCUAUAGGCAAAACUUUUGGAGAUAGACGAAGUCAACUACUAAAAUGGUGUCAAAAGAAAGUCAAGCCUUACGGUAUACCAAUGUAUGAGUUUUCUCUUUCCUGGACAACCGGCCAUGCCCUUUGUGCCCUUAUACAUGCCUAUCGUCCCGAUAUAAUGGAUGUCAAAUAUACAACUCAUCCAGAUCCUAAAACGUCUUUGGAACAUGGUAUCCGUAUAGCUAAAUUUUUGGGAAUUCAAACUAAAUUUGAUAUAUCCGACAUAUAUCAGUCUAAACCAAAGUUUGAGGACGUCUUUAAUUAUAUACAGGACUUGUAUUUUUGCUUGGAGUCAACUAAGCUGGAUUCCCAAAACGCUAAAAGUCAAGAGACUGCAUAAUUUUAAGUCUGCAAAAGGUUUUGAAACUUUUGUAUUUCCUUUUAUUUAUAUAGUUUCAAUAAA